This is a messenger RNA of Strongyloides ratti, 321 nucleotides long. RefSeq lists its product as hypothetical. The record is from RefSeq and is a predicted model, not a curated record. Lineage: Eukaryota; Metazoa; Nematoda; Chromadorea; Rhabditida; Strongyloididae. The coding region runs from base 1 to 321 and encodes 106 amino acids. The transcript has a single exon.
AUGGAUAAAGAAUUAUAUAUUAUAAUGCAAGAUAAUAUUUAUAUAAUUAAUGAUAGUCGUUUAGUUUCAAUGUCAAUUGUUGAACUACUAAUUAAAGAGUCUAUGAAAAUGAAGAUUCAACAACAUUAUCCAAUGAAUGCAAAGCAACGUUCGGUUAUAGGAAGAGAAUUGGAAAGAGAAGUAUUAAUGGGUGAUAUUAUCAAAGUUAUGAAUCCUUGUAAAGCAUUGUCUACAAGUAUGGUACCUAAAGAUGAUCAAAAUGAUACAUUUAGAAUGUGUAUUGAUGCGCGAAUGUUGAAUAAAAAUAUCACUGAAAUUUAA